Messenger RNA from Homarus americanus (American lobster), 804 nucleotides. Its product is annotated as translation initiation factor IF-2-like. The record is from RefSeq and is a predicted model, not a curated record. Lineage: Eukaryota; Metazoa; Arthropoda; Malacostraca; Decapoda; Nephropidae. The coding region runs from base 1 to 804 and encodes 267 amino acids. The transcript is spliced from 4 exons.
AUGUACUGGUCAACUAGAGACGCCCACUACUGGGUCAACCAGGACGCCCCACGUACUGGUCAACUAGAGAGGCGCCCCCACGUACUGUCAACUAGAGACGCCCCCACUGGACGCCCACGUACUGGCCAACUAGGGACGCCCCACGUACUGGUCAACAGGACGCCCACGCACGGUCAACCAGAGACGCCCCACGUACCGGUCAACCAGAGACGCCCCACGACGCCCCAACGUACCAACAACCAGACCCCACGUACUGGUCAACUAGGCCCACCCCACGCCGGUCAACUAGGGCGCCCACGUACUGGUCAACUAGGACGCCCCACGUACCGGGUCAACCAGGGCGCCCCACGUAUUGGUCAACUAGGGCGCCCAAUGUCAACUAGGGCGCCCCACGACGGUCAACUAGGCGCCCCACGUACUGGCCAACUGUCGAGUCAACCAGACGCCCCACGCUGGAGCGCCCCACGUACCGGGUCAACCAGAGACGCCCCACGUACUGGUCAACUAGGGACGCCCCACCGAACACCAGAGACGCCCCACGUACUGAAUAACCCAGGUCAUCAGAGACGCCCCACGACUGGUCAACCAGGGACGCCCCACGCACUGGUCAACCAGGACGCCCCACGUACCAACAACCAGAGACGCCCCACGUACUGGUCAACUAGGACGCCCCACUUACUGGUCAACCAAGGACGCCCCACUUACUGGUCAACUAGGACGCCCCACGUACUGGUCAACCAGGGACGCCCCACGCAACAGACCAGACGCCCCACUACUGGUCAACUAGGACUUACUGAUAACUAG